UCUAAACGGAUAACAUAAUUAAUUACACUCAUUUCCCAUUCCAACACACAUGGCAUCCAUUCCCCUCCUCUCGCCACCCGCCGCUGCUACCACGACCACCGCCGCCGCCUGCAGCAACCAAUCCUGCUCCCUUCCCCUCUUCCCACUCUUCUCCAAGUCCCACCGUCGACUCACGCGCCUUCACGUGUCCUCCCCCACUAACAACCCCCGCACUACCGCCACCCCCACCAGUCCCCCCACCUCCGGCGAGACCAUAUUCUUCGACGGCGGGGCCCACUACGGAGACCUAGUGGCGAACCUUCUUCUGGGAUUCACCCUCUUCUGGCUCCCCCUAACCCUAGCGGCAGUGUCACGCGCCAUGUACCUGCGGUACAGGUUCACCAACCUGAGGGUGACGGUGAUCUCGGGGCUGACGGGUGAGGAUCGAAGCGACUUUGGGUACAGCGUGGUAAAGGACGUGCAGGUGGUGCCACGUUUGAUCGGAGAGUGGGGUGAUGUUAUCAUAACCCUGAAGGACGGAACGAAGGUGGACCUUAGGAGUGUCCCUAAGUUUAGAGAGAUCGCGAAGUACUGCCUGGAAAUGGCGCAGAAAUCCCAAGUUUUGAAGGAAAGUGGACCCAAAGGUUUUUAGUUUCCCUACUUCUUCUAUUCUUUCCUUCUUUCUUUCUUAUACGCCUUCUUCUGCUGCACUAUCCCUCUUUCUAUACUUAAAUGUAAAUUUCUAUUUCAUUUUCUUCUGUCAAAUUGAGGUUAUUUGCAAAAAUAUCAAGAGAAAAAUGGCAUAGAGAAGAUGAAUGAGAGUAGAAAUGUUGAUUGGAGCUCGGAGGGUUAAAGUGUAUUUAAUCAUAACAUUAAAAUAAGAUUUUAAUUAAU
This is a messenger RNA of Vigna angularis (adzuki bean), 873 nucleotides long. RefSeq lists its product as uncharacterized. The transcript has a single exon. Bases 50 to 631 code for a protein of 193 amino acids. Lineage: Eukaryota; Viridiplantae; Streptophyta; Magnoliopsida; Fabales; Fabaceae. The record is from RefSeq and is a predicted model, not a curated record.